CUGGCUGCUGCUGGCUGAGCUGAAUGCUGAAUGGUGGUGUAAGACGACAUUUUUGUCGGGCUAUAAAAUAUUGUAUUAUCUGCAGGUUUCAUUAAACAUGUCUGCCCCAAGCCACAAGUAUCGAUACAAAAACACCGGUUUAGACGCUCAGGAGCUGAGGCGAAGAAGGGAGGAAGAGGGAGUUCAGUUGCGAAAACAGAAGAGAGAGCAGCAGCUGUCUAAGCGAAGAAAUGUUAAUAUUCCUUUGUUGUCAGAUGAGGCGGACACAAUGCAGGAGGACAUGCUGGGUUUGGUGUCGAGCCCAGUCAUCACUCCAGCCAUGGUCCAGGCUCUCUACAGCUCCAGCGUGGACGACCAGUUAGACGCCACCCAAAAGUUCCGCAAGCUGCUCUCUCGCGAACCCAACCCUCCUAUCGACGAGGUUAUUCAGACUGGCAUCGUGCCGCGCUUUGUCGAGUUCCUGCAAAACAACAGCAAUGCAACGUUACAGUUUGAGGCGGCGUGGGCCCUCACCAAUAUUGCAUCUGGCACCAGUGUGCAGACUCGGAUGGUGAUAGAGGCUGGUGCGGUUGCUGUGUUUGUGCAGCUGCUCAACUCCGAGUACGAGGACGUCCAGGAACAAGCUGUCUGGGCGUUGGGCAACAUAGCUGGCGACAGUCCUGAGUGUCGAGACCAUGUCUUGGACUCUGGCAUCCUCGUACCAUUGCUACAGCUGCUCAGCAAAUCCAGCAGAUUGACAAUGGUCCGGAAUGCAGUUUGGGCUCUUUCUAAUCUGUGCCGUGGCAAAAACCCAGCACCCAACUUUGCCAAGGUUUCACCUUGUCUUCCCGUCCUGUCGCGUCUGCUGUUCCACUCUGAUGCGGACGUGUUGGCGGACGCCUGCUGGGCUCUCAGCUACCUCAGUGACGGACCCAACGACAAGAUACAAGCAGUCAUUGAUGCAGGAGUGUGCCGUAGGCUUGUGGAGUUGCUCAUGCACAACCAACACAACGUGGUGUCUGCCGCACUGAGAGCUGUAGGCAACAUAGUGACAGGUGACGAUGUUCAGACUCAGGUGAUUCUCAACUGUUCUGUGCUGCCUUGUCUGUUGGAACUGCUGAUGUCCACCAAGGAGUCCAUUCGCAAAGAGGCUUGCUGGACCAUCUCCAACAUCACUGCCGGCAACCGUCAGCAGAUACAGGCGGUGAUAGAUGCAAACAUCUUCCCAGUCCUGAUGGAGAUUUUAGGCUCAGCCGAGUUCAAAACUCGCAAGGAAGCUGCGUGGGCCAUCACCAACGCUACGUCAGGCGGAACUGCAGAACAGAUACGCUAUCUUGUCAACCAGUGUGGUUGUCAGGGCUGCAUUGGUCCGCUGUGUGAUUUGCUGACUGUCAUGGACGCCAAGAUCAUCCAGGUUGCUCUCAACGGACUGGAGAAUAUCUUGAGGCUGGGUGAGCAAGAUGCCAAGGCCUCUGGAACUGUCAACCCGUACGCUGUUCUCAUUGAGGAGUGCUAUGGACUGGAUAAGAUCGAGUUCCUACAAUCACAUGAGAACAUGGACAUCUACCAGAAGGCGUUUGAUAUAAUUGAACAUUACUUUGGCAGCGAGGACGAGGACGCCAGAGUAGCUCCGUCACAGCAAGGUGAACAGUUCACCUUCGCUACAGACCAGAGCGUGCCCAUGGGCGGCUUCAACUUUUAAAAAGGUUAAGCUGUAAAUCUUCCACGCUGCUUCUCUGAAGAAAUUUGAAUAAAAAUAUUCAGCUUCAGAUGAAUCAACAUCAAUGUGUUUUACGUGUAAAACAAUAAUAAGAUAAUGCUUUUCUGUUUGGAUAUUCUUAGUCCAUCCAACAUAAAGAUAAAAAUCAAUUGAAAGUAUAGUUUCAUAAUUUUGAAUAGGUAGUUUUCACUCAAUGAUUGCCAAGUUGAUAUUUCAGUUGAAGGUAUUCCUAAGGCAACAGUAGGAUUUUUCUGUUUGCAAGUGAAAAUUAGUAAAAAUACUAGAAUUCUUUCUUUUUUAUUAGAAAAUUAUUAGAAUAGACUUUUUAAGAAUAUUCAAAUAGAAAAAAUAGUGUGAGAUUGAUAGAUAUAAUAAUGAUUUUGUAACCUAUUUCACUUACUGUUAUUACUUAUUGACAAAACGUAACAAACAUUUACUUGUAAGUUUGUAGGUAAAAUAAUUACGAGGUUAAUUAACAUUUUACAAAUUUGCUGGGUCGAUGUGUGCAAAUUUUUGGUUUAAAAUAUUGUUUAUUUUUUUUAUUCAAUAUUUUAGCACUAGAAUAAUGGGUCACAUUUGAAGUUUAAAACGUCUUCAAAAGUAAUUUGUUUGCCGUAAGAUUAAUGUGUUUUUUUUUUUGUUUUUUUAUCAGGAUAGAUAUAACUUUUCCUGAAAAUAAAAGUAUUACUUUUAUAAAUUUAAUAGAUUUUGAUUAGUAACAGUUGAAUUAAACUGUAGAAAUUUAACUGAUAUAUAACAUGAUGCAAUUAUUUUACCUAUAUUCUAAUGUAAUGUCCCUCGCAAGUGAGUGUGCACAAUUACGACGAGACUUUACUAUACGUUACAUUUACUGAAGUGUUUCAACUACUUUUGUGCGCCAAAAUUCUCGGUCAUUUUGGCUGUGUCGAGUUACCUGUGAAUUUUUUAAUUAGACUGUAAUUCUUACGACUUAUAAUGGAAUUACUCUAGAAAUUAAUCGUCAGGAGUAAUCCUACGUUACGCUUACUAAACCUACAUUAAGACAUUGAUACAGUUCAAUUCUUGAUUUGUUUGAAUUGUAGGUGAAAAUUGUUAAACCAUUGAUAGGCCUAAGGAAAAUAGUUUGUAAAUUUAUUACGGAUUUGUACAAGACAAUUAUUCAGGUUGUAUAAUUUGUUUUUGAAGUACUACUUAAAAUACUAAGACUACCUCAUGUAAAUUUUAGCUAAUUUAAAUUAUUGUAAUUUAAGAAUAUUCAUAUCAUUUUUACAAUUGUGUAAAUAAUUACCAUUGAUAAAAUUUACAACAUGUUUGCAGGUGAUUUGUAUCUUAACGUGUUACAGACUCGUAAACUGAGAAAAACAUUGUGUAAUAAAGAAUUUAUUCAAACUGUCUGGUGCUACGAUUUUUUUUAGUCAUGUCAGUAAAAUAUUGGUUACAAAAGUUAUGAUUCAUUUCAUUGUUAUUUAUUAUAAUUUAUAUUAGGUUUUACAUGUUUAAAAUUAGCUUUACUAAUUCUCUAAUGUGAAUUGUGACUAUUGCUUUUCCUAACUGUUACUGACUGUAAUUCAUACAAUUGUAUGUUAAAAUUUAACACUAUUGUUCAUAUUUUGUACAAGUUUAAUAAUAAUUAGUGGCUUUGUUUAAAUUUUGACUAUCUCAAUUGUAUAAUUCAUUUAUUUAUUAAUUCAUUUUUAAAAGUCAAACAUUAUAUAUUUGAUUUCAAGGCAAAUUAAGUCAUUUGGUCAGUUAAGUUUUUUAGAAUGGAAUAGAGUAUCUGAGAUAAUUUGAGGCCAGUUAAACAAAGGUUGCAUUACAAGAUGAUAGCUGUAUUAAUUUCAUUCUAAUGUACAAUCUUUUACAAUAAAAUAAUUGUUUGAUUAAUCUGUUCUGAAGAAUCCCUAUACUAAAAUGACAGACUAUAUUUAUGCCUUUCAAAAAGACUUAGCGUAUAUUUGAUAUAAACAAAAUAACAUAAUUUGUUAUGUACUUCUCUAAGUUGAGUUGUCAGUUAUGCUUGCCACAGUUUGAUUACAUUGUAUAUGAUGAUUUUAUUAGGGUCUAUUGUAAUCAAAAUUUUUACCUGCAAUAACUAUUAAGGGAUAGCCAUAAAACGACUAAAGUAAUACACAAAAUACUGAAAACAAAACGUGAUAUAUAGAAAACAAUCAUGAAAUAUUUUCUUAUAUUCUAAAAUUGUAAUGUUUAUUUCUCAUAUAACACCAAAAUGUAAAGAUAUUUUCUACCAAUAUUUCAAUAUCCAUAAAAAGGUGAUGUACAACUAGUAUGUAUGACUAAAGACUGAUACGACAAACUUUUAACAUAAUCUGUGUAUUUUGUAUCUAGUGAGUGUAAUUUAGUAUGUAAAUAAUGUCUGUAUAAACUUACUGCUAUAGGUUUUCCAAUUUGUUUGAAAAUUCUUUCAAUGGUCAUUUUGAAAUAAGUUGUGCAAUAAUCAUUUGAGAAGUAAGAUAACUAAGGAAAUUAUUUUUGGUUGUUUCAUAACUGUGCGAGUUGUAAAUUUAUUUUGACCUUUUCAUGUUGACCAUUGAAAAUAAUUUGGAACAGCAGCGUUGACUAUUUUGUAGCUUUGGUUAUUUAUGUACAUAAGUAUUACUACUAAAACAUCGACGCAUGUUCAUCAAGAAGAACUUAUGACGAACGGACACUGGACUUACGAUGUUGCGACAAGUGUGCAAUUACGUGUGCCUCUGAGUACAAUGUGUUAGUGAUAGUGACAAAAAUUACGUGUGAAUGAAGACGGGGGACAUUUUUUCAAAUUACGUGGUAUGUAUAGAAAGUUAUAGACUCAAACAAAUUAAGCAAAUAUUUCAGUUCUUAUUUGAUAUUGUGAUUCUUUAUUAUCGUUCUCUAUUAAACUUAUAUCAAAAUAUGGUUUAGUUUAUUUUAAAAAUAUUAUGAUUUAGUCCUAAAGUUUAUUACCAAUAGAUUUAUGUUUCUAUUACAUUAAAAACAAUAGUUUAA
This is a messenger RNA of Macrosteles quadrilineatus (aster leafhopper), 4663 nucleotides long. RefSeq names its product importin subunit alpha-7 (gene Kap-alpha1). Lineage: Eukaryota; Metazoa; Arthropoda; Insecta; Hemiptera; Cicadellidae. The coding region runs from base 98 to 1681 and encodes 527 amino acids. Gene Ontology annotation, biological process: NLS-bearing protein import into nucleus. Gene Ontology annotation, molecular function: nuclear import signal receptor activity; protein binding. The transcript is spliced from 11 exons. Gene Ontology annotation, cellular component: cytoplasm; nucleus; nucleoplasm. The record is from RefSeq and is a predicted model, not a curated record.